AUGCUUCGCCAGCUCCGCCAGCUUUGCUGCGCGCUGCUGCUGUUGCUGUGCACCGGUGGCGGCCUCGUCAUUGCGGUGCCGCACCAUUGCGUGUUUGAUCGCCUGCCACGGAACGUUGGCGAGGUGACGGGCGGGGAGGAGCCGGCCAGUCCUGUCACUGUGUCCGUGGGCAGUGACUGGACGCCCCUCCGAAUCAAGGUGUUUGCGGAUGACCUGGAGGGGUUGGGGGGAUUCUGCACCAGGGCCGGGGAGCAUAUAAACAUGUUUUUUGGCAAGGAGAUGGUCUGCCAGGAGGAGGACAUUCUGACGGAGGAGAAGGUGGACAUUCUCGAGAACGUGAUUCUUCCCGAGGCGGCGAAGAUGCACAGCGAGCGUCUGCUGGUGCGGCCGCUGGAUGGCCCGCUGGUCGUGCCGAGGUUCCGUGAGGGCAGUGUUUGCGGGAAGUUUCCUGUGCCGGAGGAGCACCACACGGAUGGGGUGCCCGAUGCGGACAUGGUGCUGUACGCGACUGCUGUUCCGACGUUCAAGCCGACCUUUGCGUGGGCGAUGCCGUGCGCGACGUUGGGCCCGCGAGGGCGUCCUGUUGUUGGCGUCAUCAACUACAACCCGCGCCACAUCGAGAACACGUCGCAGCACAUCCGCGUGGCUGUGCACGAGAUGGCGCACGCCCUCGGCUUCAUUGUGGCGGACAUGGAGGAGCAGGCGCUGGUGAAGCGGGAGGAGGGUGUGCGUGGGAGGAGCAGUGUCCACGUUGUGAAUUCCCGGAAUACGUUGGAGCAGGCAAGGCUCCACUACGGCUGCGAGUCAGCGCCGGGCAUGGAGCUGGAGUUUGCGCCGCCAAUGCGGAAUCCGGCAGCGCCAGGAGGGAAAGCACCACCACCACCACCACCACCACCACCACCCGCGCCAAAACCAGCAUCGGCAGCAUCGCCACCGGGACCGGGGCAACCACCACAAAUAUCAAAACCACAAACAUCACAAACACAACCAUCGUCAGCAGUUCAACAACCAUCUGCGCCAUCAGCAACACAACCGGCGAGUUUGCCGGGUUCAGCGGCUGCACCACCUGUUCCACGUCGGCCGGUGAUUCGACGUGUCACAGAUGCGGAACGAAGGGCAGAAGGAGAGAGGCCUAGACGUCCCGAUGCCGGGCGCAGAUCAGAGCUUACCAAUGGUCCACCAAUGUACCUACCAGGAAGAGGUCCACCAGGACAAAAUGGAAGAGGAUAUGGCCUGCGAGGCGGAGGAGCUGCUGGGCAAAGGGGUAGGCCAGGCGCAGGAGGAAGAGGUAGGGAACCAGUGGGGCCAGUGGGGGGAGCAGGAAGUGCGCAAGCUCUCACGCUGCGUGCGGCCCAACAUAUUUCCGCAUCAACGCAGGCAGUGACGGACGGAACCCUCUCAACGGGCACCACGCUCACGGUGGUGGAGAAGCAGUGGAGGCCGUCUUCGUGGCUUGGCCUGAUGUCUCACUGGGGGCGGCGGAACGCGAAGGAUGAGCUGAUGGCGAGCUUCGUUGUUUCCGGCUACUACACCGCGAUCACGAUGGCACUGUUCACCGACCUCGGCUACUACAAGGCAAACUUCGAGAUGGCGGAGCCGAUGAGCUGGGGCAGCGGAGCCGGCUGCGCGCUGCUGACCGACAAGUGCGUGACGGACGGUGCCACGCUGUACCCUGAUAUGUUCUGCACCGACUCGAGCGACGCCACUCUGCGGUGCACGUCUGAUCGCCAGUCGCUGGGGACCUGCGCAAUUUACCAGGACGAUAACAUCCCACCGGAGUUCCAGUACUUCGCCACCAAGCAGGGCUCCAGGCGAGGGGCCAUGAUGGAGUACUGCCCCUUCAUCGCGCCAAUGAAUGGCACUGGGUGCAUGGAUGGCGACGAGGCCAUCAUGCCUGGGAGCGUUGUUGGCCCGUCCUCACGCUGCUUGACUGGGGAGAACCUUCGGAUGGGCAGUACGGUUGUUGGUGACGUGUGCGUGCAGUUGAGGUGCGGUGAGGGCACGCUAAGUGUGCGGUACAGGGGCAGCGAGGAGUGGCAUCCCUGUGCACCGGGACAGACGCUGACGCCCCCGGCGCCAUUCACGGCGGGCAGCAUAAGAUGCCCCUUGUUCAGCGAUGUCUGCCUCACCAUGUUGAAGCACAGUGAUGCGAGCAGCACCGACGUGGAAAGCCACCCGAAACACCUUGCGAUGAUCAGAAAUAAUGAUGGCAGCGCUUUGGCGGUCACUUCUGCGCCGCUUCUUCUCCUCCUCAUUGUGAUCGGCACGGUGAUUGUCGCACCCUGA
Messenger RNA from Trypanosoma cruzi, 2286 nucleotides. RefSeq names its product surface protease GP63, putative. The transcript has a single exon. Gene Ontology annotation, molecular function: metalloendopeptidase activity. The coding region runs from base 1 to 2286 and encodes 761 amino acids. Gene Ontology annotation, cellular component: cytoplasm; membrane. NCBI's taxonomy places the organism in Eukaryota, Euglenozoa, Kinetoplastea, Trypanosomatida, Trypanosomatidae. Gene Ontology annotation, biological process: cell adhesion; proteolysis. The record is from RefSeq and is a predicted model, not a curated record.